Molecule: messenger RNA, 2345 nt
Organism: Pectinophora gossypiella (pink bollworm)
Lineage: Eukaryota; Metazoa; Arthropoda; Insecta; Lepidoptera; Gelechiidae
Exons: 8
Coding region: 577-1605 (342 amino acids)
Source: RefSeq, a predicted model, not a curated record
CGCGGCAGUGUUGUGGGGGCGCUCGACAGCGCGCACGUGCAUCCUAGCCCCGCGCCGCGCCGCCCUCUGCGAUCCCGACAUACGCGCCACAAACUCGCGCCGAUAACUAUGGAACUAACUCACAAGUCCCGUGCAAAAGUUCCAACAAAACUAAUCACAAAAAAAACGUGCAAGUGAUUUUAAUUGUUUCCCCUCUCGCACUACUUUGAGACGCCGAAACUUUGCGACUAACUGAUGGAAACGUGCGAGGGUCAAGCGUGAUAAUGUACGUGUACGAGUUACGAACUAUCCGGUAUUAAGUGCCAUUGAUCACUAUUCAGACAGUACCAGUGCCAUUCGUGCUCCAGUGACAGUGCGGUGCUCGACCAGUUAGCAAUAGCACCUGGGAUAUUGCUGACUGUUCAUCUUCGGGAAUUAAGUGGCACGGUUUGCAUCAAGUGACGUCUCAUCGUAUGCAUUAAGUGACGAUUGAAUAGUUUGCAUCAAGUGACGAUUGGGAGGUGUACUUUGUAGUCAAGGGCCGUGUCUGCAUAGUGGACAAGUGUGAUAUGUGACAGGGUACGAACUGCUGGUGGAAUGGAGACCGGAACCAGAGGGAGCCGCAUCUUCGUGGCUUUCUUUGCUACUGUCUUCUGGGGAAUGGGCGUCCGAGGCCUCCACAACCUGGAGAUCAACGUACCGACGGCGGUCCUUGUAGGGGAGACAGUGACCUUGGAGUGUAGCUGGCAGCUGGAAGACGAAGAAGCUCUGUACAGCGUCAAGUGGUACAGAGGUCGCGAAGAGUUCUACCGAUACAUCCCUAAAGAACUCCCUCACACGAGAGUGUUCCCUCUACCCGGAAUAGAAGUGGAUAUAUCCCGGUCAGGCGCUCGUCGUGUGGUCCUGCAGCAGGCGACGCCUGCUAUGGCCGGCAGAUUCCGCUGCGAGGUGUCUGCUGACGCGCCCACCUUCCACACCGAGAUAAGAUCCGCACCGCUAGAGGUCGUUGAGCCACCAGAGUGGGCCCCGAAGUUGGUGUCGGACCGGUCAUGGUACGGUGUGGGAUCUACACUGCGCGCAACCUGCGCCUCGCCGCCCGCGCACCCCGCAGCUAACCUCACCUUCGCGCUUAAUGGACGAGAGAUUGAUAUGGACUCGUUUGGGCAUGUUCUACCGGAUUGGUUUAAGUGGGAUCCACCGCCGAAAGCAGACACCACUACGACAGAGUCGCCGGAAGACGAGAGCUUCAAUAUAUUUCAUGACGAUAGCAACAUUCAAUAUCUGGACGAGUCGUAUAUAAAUAUACACAAAGAAGAGAUACGGAGGCCUCGGAAGGAGAGUUUGAAGCCGGUAUACGAGCGGAGUGGGCCGGACAAUCGACUUCCAUCAGUGGGUGAGGUAACGUUCGUGGUCCGCACCGAGGCCUUCGACCGCGGCAGCCUGCGCCUCACCUGCAUAGCCAGCAUAUACAACCUGCAUGCCUCCCGGGCUGAACUUAUCUUCGACAUGGAGCAACCCGAAGUCGCAUCCGUAUUAGGAGUUCGAAAUAGUGCCGUAGAUUCGACUUUCUUCAAUAUUUGGAGAAUAUCAAUCCUCCUCGUGCCACUUUUAUACAACAUCCGGUAGUUUAUUCAGAUAUAAAAUUAUAUUUUAAGUACAAAUUUAAUUUUAAGAAAAAAACCGAGUUUUAUAUAAAAUGCGAGUCUCAUUUUGUACAAAUUCAUUGAACAUAUCUAAUUGAAUGAAUUUUAUCUUCCGUAUUUCGUCACAAAAAUCUUUUACGUAUAUCAUGUAUAGUUUUAUAGAAAAUUAUCCAUACUUAUUAGUUGUAGGUCAAACUGGCCAAAAUGUAGAUUGUAAUUGUAAAUGAAGACAAACAUUAAUAUAAAAUAAUAUUAAGUAUAAUGAGAAAUAAUUAUUUAAUGAUAAAUGUGAUAAGUAAAACUCGUCUUAUUUACAAAAAUAAAUACUAUUGUGGAUAAAAUGGAUCUAUUUGUGAAAUAUGUUCCAUUCAGGAAACUAUCUGCCCUUCAUUGGUAGGUGAAAUAAUUUUGUUAGUGAUGACUAAGUUUGUAGGUUAGUGCAAACAUAGUAAUCUUAUAAAAGACUGACGAAUAAUUUAUUAUGCCUAGAUCCUACUGAGGAGAAUCCUUUGUUAAUAUAAUAAUUAUAUAUCUAAUUUUGGUUUCAAAUCUUUAUCGAUAAUAACAAAAUUACGUCAAAUGUUACUUAUUAAUAUUAUUGGAAAGAUCCGAUUACUACACUGUCGAAAAUUUGGUUGUUAAGUAUUUUGUAAAUAGUCUACAGAUCUAUGUAGUUUAAGUUAUACGAAGAAAAUAGAGUAAAAUAAAGUGAUGUUGAAAUUU